CCAAAGAUGUACCGAAUUGCUGUUCUGCUAGUGGCCCUGGUUGCCUGCAGUAGCCUCGCGGAGGCUUUGGUGACUCAUCCCUGCUCAAACGGACGUCCCCAUCCAGAUAGUGUGGAGAUCACCGGAUGCUCGCAGAUGCCCUGCGAUCUGAUUCGUGGUAGUGAUGUCGGAAUGCGUCUAGAGUGGGAAUCACCUUUCAAUGCCGCAACACUGCAGUAUCGCGUGGUGGCUACGGCUCUCGGUAUCACCGCCCCCUAUGAAUUGCCGCCGGAUCGUGCUGCUGCCUGCAACUGGCUCUCGGGAUCAGCUUGCCCAAUCAGCCAGGGUGAAGACAUUGUCAGCACUCUCAGCAUGCCGGUGUUGCCGAUCUACCCGCUGGUUUCCUUAGUCGUAGAAGUUAGUGUGCUGGACGAGCAGGCACGUACACUCACGUGCUUUGCUGUGGAUGCUCGUGUGGUUGUUCGUAUAAAAACGACUGCCAAAAUUUGGCUACCUUGUCAAACGUGGCAGCUCAUUGGCGGUAGCAGCAAGUCUAGAAAACCUUUCACAACAAACAUCACUCAACAAGCAACAAUGUUCCGUGCCAUUCUUCUGAUUGCACUCGUGCCGGCCGUUGUGUACGGUAACGUUGGCCGUGCCUGCACCGGCGGACGUCCGCUGGCCACCAAUGUGAACAUUUUAGGAUGCAGCACUCCGCCAUGCGAUCUGGUUCGUGGCCAGGAUGUGAUCGCUUACAUCGAUUUCACCACUGACCGUGCUGUGACCAGCAUGCGAACUGUCCCGACGGCCACUGCUCUUGGCAUUACCGCACCCUACCCGUUACCCGCUGAGUUCGCUGAUACCUGCGCCUGGCUUGAGGGCUCCAGCUGUCCGUUAAGUGCCAACGAAGACGUUACUUACCGUCUAACGAUUCCGGUGUUACCAAUCUAUCCGCUGGUUAGUCUGGUCAUUGAAAUCGAUAUUGUGGACAAUAAUGACCAAUCUGUCACUUGCUUCUUGGUUGAUGCUCAAGUCGUUGCGGCUAACUAAGUGAUAAU
Messenger RNA from Anopheles maculipalpis, 1037 nucleotides. RefSeq lists its product as uncharacterized. Gene Ontology annotation, molecular function: sterol binding. Gene Ontology annotation, biological process: intracellular cholesterol transport. NCBI's taxonomy places the organism in Eukaryota, Metazoa, Arthropoda, Insecta, Diptera, Culicidae. Bases 7 to 1029 code for a protein of 340 amino acids. The record is from RefSeq and is a predicted model, not a curated record. The transcript has 4 exons.